AUGAAAUUAAGUUGCCAUUAUGAUAAAGAGAUCGACCAAAAUGAAAUUGAAUCAAAAUACGUAUGAAAAUUUCCCAAUUGAUGAUAUUCAAAAGCCAUAAAGCGAAUUAACUUAUCUAACCCUAUGAACUAUUCUUCUUGAACGUAUGACUCAUCUAUUUCUAUACAAUACUUCAAAUCCCUUCCCAAUAAUCAGGUUUUUGGACUAAACAUAGAAGGAUAUAAUCACCUUCAAUAUCUUUUUAUAUUAGAUGAGCUUUUCAAUUUGAAAAAAUUAGAAACUCCAAUAAAGAUUCCUUUGGCCUAUCGCUAUCAUGCUGCAUGCUUUUACGAUGACUCUAUUUUUAUUUUUGAUGCUCCAGGCUCAAACUGAGAAAGAGGAGUUUGUCGUGCUAGGCGGUAUUUCAUUAAAGAAAAUAAAUGAAUUAACUUGUCAGCCUUACCUUUCGAAUGUCCAAAAUUAUGCUCUGGAAUCAAGCAAAAAAUUAUAAUUAUAGCAGAUACACCUGGAAUAUGAAUAUAUGAUAUAGUUUUGGAUUCUUACAGUCAGCAUUUUCCGAAUGAAGAAUGUUGAAAUUUAUCAUCUGAGCAAGUGCUUAUCAAAUUUAAAGGAAGGAUGUAUAAGAUAAGCCGGUUAAAUGCAAAUCAUGUUUAUUAUUGUGAUGAUCCUUUAUCUGCAUGAACUUAUGUUUGCGCUUUUAAAGACAACCUAUUCUGUAGAGUGCUUUUGACUCGAACAUUCUAUGAAGGGUCUAUUUAUUAUUUUUGUCGAGGGACUUUAUAUGAAUUUUCACUUACAAAAUUUGAACCAAAACCAGCCAAUGCUAUAAUUAUGCAUUAA
Messenger RNA from Blepharisma stoltei, 840 nucleotides. The record is from the annotation of a GenBank genome assembly. Lineage: Eukaryota; Ciliophora; Heterotrichea; Heterotrichida; Blepharismidae.